UAUCAGAACUCAUGUAAUGCCACCAUUAACGGUUGAAUUUUCAUUGAAAAGGAAAAGCGAAUGGCUAUGGCUAUGGCUUCUCCGUUCACAAAUUCAGCAGGCGUAACAAGAGGCAGAGAUGAAGUGUACGUGGCGGCAGUGCCAUUAAGAGCCACAAAGGGACCUGCCCAGUUACUCAUGUCUGCAGCUUACUCUCUCAGUUUAUGGGAUUUGCAGCACUUCAUGGUCAUCAUCAAACCCUCCUCACCUCCUCCUCCCCAGGUGUUUGUUUUCGAUUUUCAACCAAAAGAUCCUGAAAAUAUAUAUACAGCACUUGAAGUUCUAUCUGGUAGAGCAAUACCUGGAACUAUUCUUGUAAGAAAGUUGACAAAACUGCCAAGAAACAAAUGUUGGCUUGUUGGAUCUUCCAAUUCAGAUGCUAUUGAUGUAGCAAUUAAUUUCAACCAAAAUUGGGAAACUGAUUUGAGAGUUGGCCAUCAUGACUGUCGAGAUUAUACUAAUGGAUUGGUUGAGCAUCUCACUGGCAAAAAAUAUGUGUUGCAGUACCUGAGAAGCAUUGGUGGUCAGAGUUAAACCAUCUAUUCAAUUGGCUUCUUGAUCAUAAACAACGCUUCUUUUCUUUCUAUUAGCAGUUGUACAUGAGCAAAAUUUCUGCUGUCAAAAUAUGUUUUGUAUCACUAUGAUGUUGUAUAUGGAGUCCUGUCUUGCAUGUCCAAGCUACCCAGACUUGCUAAUUUUCAACAAAUUCUUAUUCUUUUUAGCAGUACAAUUGUAUUCUUAUUAUAUGGUAAAAACAUUAUCAUUCAGGUACUUUUGUCAGUUUAAGCACUUUCGAACUCGCAGGAAAUUAAUCAGCAAGACAUUACAGAGGUACUAAUAAUGAGGGGGAAUAUGAAUCCUGUGAAGAUCUAGUCUGGUGCAGAAUUUCUGGUUGCUGAGUUAUAUUAAGCUGUUCUUAAGAUAAU
Pistacia vera is the source of this 965-nucleotide messenger RNA. RefSeq lists its product as uncharacterized. Bases 61 to 573 code for a protein of 170 amino acids. The transcript is spliced from 4 exons. The record is from RefSeq and is a predicted model, not a curated record. Lineage: Eukaryota; Viridiplantae; Streptophyta; Magnoliopsida; Sapindales; Anacardiaceae.